Molecule: messenger RNA, 1344 nt
Organism: Phacochoerus africanus (Common warthog)
Lineage: Eukaryota; Metazoa; Chordata; Mammalia; Artiodactyla; Suidae
Gene: SPINT2
Product: serine peptidase inhibitor, Kunitz type 2
Exons: 7
Coding region: 466-1224 (252 amino acids)
Molecular function (GO): serine-type endopeptidase inhibitor activity
Source: RefSeq, a predicted model, not a curated record
GGUCCAGGUGCGCCCAAGGAGGAGGACAGCCGCUCAGGUGCAUCCUCCCUGCGCCUGCGCUCUACGCGCCCCGCCUCGCCAGGUGCGCCCCGCCCCCUCCCUGACCCUCCACCUUCCGUAGCUGCUUUGAGGCGGCCGCCAUUGCCUACAGCGCCCACCGAGCGUUUGGGGGUGUGGCGGGGUCUUGAAGUGGGGGGGUAAGGUCGGGGGCGAGCGAGGAGCGGACUGAAGCAUCGUGGGCACAGGAGGCAGUGUCCGCACACCGAAGGUCCGAGAAAGGGGCUUCCUAGAAACUUCCUGGGUGGCGAGGGCCAGCGCAGCACCCCCGGACCCUCUGCGAGCGGCCGCACCUGGACGCGAGGCGCUGCCGUGCGCGUGCGCGGCAAGGGUCUUCCCGCACCUGACCGCGAGACCCCAACGGCCGGCGGUUCGAGGCCUCCCCUGGGCAGCCGGGUGGAGCCCGUCAUGGCGCAGCUGUGCGGGCCGAGCUGGUGCGGGGCGCUCCUCGCCCUGCUGGCACUGCUGCUCCUCGGCGGGGCCAAGGAGGCCAACGGAGAUCGUGGCGUCCACGAUUUUUGCCAAGUUCCAAAGGUGGUGGGAAGAUGCCGAGCGUCCAUCCCUAGGUGGUGGUACAAUGUCACUGGUGGAUCCUGUCAGCAGUUUGUGUAUGGAGGCUGUGAAGGGAAUGACAAUAAUUACAUGACUAAGGAGGAAUGUCUUGCAAAGUGUGCUGGUGUCACAGAGAGUACCAUCAAUGAUCUGGCCACCAGCAGGAAUGGAGCAGAUUCCUCUGUUCCAAGUGUUCCCAGAAGGCAGGAUUCUGAUGACCUCACCGAUGAUAUUAUCAACUAUGAAGAAUACUGCACUGCCAAGGCUGUCACAGGGCCUUGCCGCGCAGCCUUCCCCCGCUGGUACUUUAAUGCCGAGAAGAACUCUUGUGAUAAGUUCAUCUACGGAGGAUGCCGGGGCAAUAAAAACAGCUACCACUCCAAGGAGGAGUGUAUGCAGCGCUGCUUCGGCAAGCAGUUGUAUCCUGCCCUGCCCCGCGGCACUAAAGUGGUGGUCCUGGCAGGGCUGUUCGUGAUGGUCCUGGUCCUCUUGCUGGGCGCCUCCAUGGUCUGCCUGAUCAGGGUGGCCAGAAGAAACCAGGAGCGCGCCCUCCACACCGUCUGGAGCACUGCGGACGACAAAGAGCACCUGGUGAAGAACACUUACGUGCUGUGAAUGCCACAUCACCAAGGGGCUGCCCGCCCCCACCUUCUGUUGCUGGAAAGAAUCUGGGAAGGGAGGGAAGAUGUGUGGCAAACGUGUGUGCGCCUUUUCAAAUAGAGUGAUUGAUUUGUA